GUCCUCAUAAGGCGAUCGGCCAUCGUCGUGAGCAGACGUCUCGUGAAUUGAACUAAUAUAUUAAAAGUGCCAAAAUGCCGUGCAGUGAAGACGAUGACUCACAAACCGGGUUCUCGGAGCCCACCCAUGGGAUGUCUAAAGCGGAAUUGCGAAAGACGAACAAACCGAUUAUGGAGAAGAAACGGCGCGCGCGCAUCAACAACUGCCUCAACGAGCUGAAGGAUCUGCUCAUCGAUGGAACUGAUAAAGACCCAGCGCGCCACUCCAAACUAGAGAAGGCAGAUAUCCUGGAACUGACAGUGAAGCACCUUCAGAAGCUGCAGCGUCAGCAACUGGCAGCAGCCAUCGCUGCCGACCCUGCAGUGCUGCACCGAUUCAAAGCCGGCUUCAGUGACUGCGCAGUCGAAGUCAGGAGAUACCUCUCCCGCCUUGCAAGUGUACCCACUGGACUACGUCAUCGCCUCGGAAACCAUCUAACAUCAUGCAUCGGAGGCAUGGACACCCUCCAGCCACGAGACUACGCCCCUCUCGUACCGGACCCGCUAAGGCUUGACGACGAGAGGCCCAGUGCGUUCCACUUCGUCAGAUCAACAAGACCUACUAGCCCGCCUCUCAGUCCUCUAUCCUGUGACUCAGCCUGCGACUCCUCUACAGAACUCGAAACGCCACCACGUCCCGUCCAGACUUUCCCAUUCCCCACACCACCCAGCCGAUCAGCAUCAGACCAGGACUCCAGCCCAGAAACACAGAAACAAACCGUCUCCUCAACGACAAUAUCACCAGAAAACAGACAAGAACCAAUGAGGACCAAGAAAUAUAUGGAGCCGUUAUCAAUAGUGAUUGACGUGGAGAACUAUAAAAUCGGAAUCGACGCGUCACCAAAACGAGCCAUGGAUUACUCCGUCAGACAGAAGUUGAAAAGACCCGUAGUGGACUUGACCGGACCUGCUCCGAAAAUACUAAGAACCGAAGAAAAAGUUGUUACUGAAAAUAUCUAUAGAACACCAGAGAAGUCAGCAUUCACGAGAGUAUCAGAUAGAAUACCAACGCUUCCUCACAAAAGGCUGACAAUCCCUGAAAGUAUACCUUGUGUGGGCGAAAGGCCUUUGGAAGUUAGGCCCCUACUCCUCCCUACCGCUCCUCGGACUGUGAUAAGCCAUACCGCGGCGUCACUCGCCCAGUCUUCUCAGCGGGUAUCUCCUAAAGAACUCAAAGUGGAAGCCGAUACAAGUUCCAAAUCGCCCAAACAGGGAUCGUCAUCCAGUGCUGAGAUGUGGAGACCUUGGUGAAAACUGUAUUGAAAAAGGAUUGUUAAUUGGAAUACGUGAUAUGUAAAAUAAUAUUUGGAAUCAAGUGAUGAAAAGCUUUAACCUAACAGACAUUGUUCAUUGAUACUGUGAAACAUUUUAAUUUUUAAAAUAUUUUUUUUUUUAGUUAAAUGGAUUAAUUUUAUGGCUUUCAAAAAUUGAUCUGGAUAGGUUUGAAAGUUUUCGAUUUUAAAGAAAGUUAUUUGGAUAAUUGUUAUUUUUAUGUUAGAGAGGUUUGUAGACGUAUCUAUAGCCUCGCAUAAGUGCCUAUAUAGCUUUAAGGACGUACCUGUGUGGUAUACUUUUACGUGAUAUUAAAUAUUAUUGAUAUUUU
Messenger RNA from Helicoverpa zea (corn earworm), 1641 nucleotides. Its product is annotated as hairy/enhancer-of-split related with YRPW motif protein 1-like. The transcript is spliced from 3 exons. Gene Ontology annotation, molecular function: RNA polymerase II cis-regulatory region sequence-specific DNA binding; DNA-binding transcription factor activity, RNA polymerase II-specific; protein dimerization activity. Gene Ontology annotation, biological process: anterior/posterior pattern specification; regulation of neurogenesis; regulation of transcription by RNA polymerase II. Bases 75 to 1289 code for a protein of 404 amino acids. NCBI's taxonomy places the organism in Eukaryota, Metazoa, Arthropoda, Insecta, Lepidoptera, Noctuidae. Gene Ontology annotation, cellular component: nucleus. The record is from RefSeq and is a predicted model, not a curated record.